Pangasianodon hypophthalmus (striped catfish) is the source of this 3898-nucleotide messenger RNA. RefSeq names its product wingless-type MMTV integration site family, member 10b (gene wnt10b). Gene Ontology annotation, biological process: cell fate commitment; canonical Wnt signaling pathway; neuron differentiation. Gene Ontology annotation, cellular component: extracellular region. Gene Ontology annotation, molecular function: frizzled binding; cytokine activity. The record is from RefSeq and is a predicted model, not a curated record. Bases 172 to 1431 code for a protein of 419 amino acids. NCBI's taxonomy places the organism in Eukaryota, Metazoa, Chordata, Actinopteri, Siluriformes, Pangasiidae. The transcript is spliced from 4 exons.
CCUCCUCCUGCUUCUCCUCCUCCUCCUCCUCGUCAGUGCAAUGCGCUCGUUGAGCUCACCACUCAACUCCGCACUGUAGCAUUGAGCUCCGCUUCUCUGCUAUAAUUCCCCGUUAAUUGCUAAUUAUCGCCCAGGCGUUUUAAUGUCCCGUCCGGAAAAGCGCUUCCUGCGAUGGCCGUGUCCCAUAAAGCUGCUCUGGGCCGAACGCUGAUGCUGGCGCUCGCGCUCCUCUCACCUGCCUUCACUGUGUUGUGCAACGACAUCCUCGGCCUGAAGGUGGCAGGAGAUCCGGUUCUGACCCCCAAUGCAGUUUGUUUACGACUGGCAGGGCUGAGUAAGCGGCAGAUGAGGUUGUGUGUCCGCAAUCCCGACGUGACGGCCUCCGCCCUGCAGGGCAUACAGGUGGCCAUUCACGAAUGCCAACACCAGCUCAAAAACCAACGCUGGAACUGCUCUACACUGGAGAACCACGGCAAGGUGCCACACCAGAGCACCAUCCUCAACAGGGGUUUCAGAGAGAGUGCCUUCUCCCUGGCUCUGCUGGCAGCUGGUGUGGCACACUCGGUGGCUUCAGCCUGCAGCAUGGGCAAGCUGCGUGGCUGUGGCUGUGAUGCUAAGCGUCGGAUGGACGACGACAAAAUCCGCCUCAAGCUAACUCAGAUGCAGCUGCAGACCCUGCAGAGGAAUGGGUUGAGGCACACACCUGAGUUUAAAGCAAACCACAGCAAGCUACCAUCUUACCUGCGCUCCUCCCAUCCUAGCACACUUCUCAAACCAGAGGAACUCACAUCAGUGCAGGAGACCUGGGAGUGGGGAGGCUGCAGCCAUGACCUUCGCUUUGGUGUCCGCUUUUCCAGGGACUGGCUGGAUUCCAGGGGCUCGUCUCGUGAUAUACAUGCCCGAAUGAAGAUGCACAACAAUCGAGUUGGCAGGCAGAUAGUGACAGACAACAUGAAAAAGAAGUGCAAAUGUCAUGGCACCUCAGGAAGCUGCCAGUUCAAGACCUGCUGGUAUGUGUCUCCUGAGUUCCGGCUGGUGGGCUCCCUGCUGCGACAAAAGUACCAAUCUGCUGUCUUCAUCAACUCCCAGAACAAGAACAGCGGUGUGUUUAACCCACGUGUAGCAGCAGGAGCGGCCGGGUCGGAGCACGGCAGGCCUCGGCGACGCAGCCUCUCCGGGGAGCUGGUUUACUUUGAGAAAUCCCCUGACUUCUGUGAGCGUGAUGUGUCCGUGGACUCACCUGGCACUCAGGGCCGCAUCUGCAACAAGAGUAGCCCAGGGAUGGAUGCGUGUGACUCGCUGUGCUGUGGCCGCGGACACAACAUCCUGAAGCAGACGCGCAGUGAGCGCUGCCACUGCCGCUUCCACUGGUGCUGCUAUGUGCUGUGUGAUGAGUGUAGGGUCACAGAAUGGGUCAACGUGUGCAAGUGAAUGGCCCUCACCCUUGACCUAAUCUUCGACUGGAAACAUUGGACAAGUGGGGGCGAAAGGCAUAAGCCUACGUCUCUCACACCAAGUGUGUGUUCAACAGUAUCAGUUUAGCCACUUCUUCUUUCAGCCCUCUCAUCUGGGUUCCAUUUGCUUUGUGUGGCUGUUGUUAUUCUCCAAAUGCCAAGUCCAAAGGCUGAGGAGAGGAGUGACUCAUGUCAUUUGUCUUUGUUUCCCCUGUUUGGGCUCUUCAGCCAUGAAAAUGCCCCGAACGCCAUCUGUGUUCUUCACAAUAACAAGGCACAACAGCAGGAAUGCAUUACUGCUGAAAAGGAAAGGCAAUGCCACCAUAUACAGUUAUGUGUAUAUUUGGAAAUGUGUGCUUAAUGAAAUGAUCUCGCCAUGACAAAUCAUUGCAAGUUGUGCUUAUGUUCUUUUAGAUGACAAACCUGGUACUAUAAGCCAGGCAGUUUCAGAGAGAACAAAAAACAUGCCUUUUCGCCCACUUGGUUGAAUUUAAUGUAAACUAGGACAGCUGUGAUGUGAAUAUAACCUGUACCGAUGGAGGUCGGACAGUAAUGACUUGAAUGCUUGUGCUUCCCAUAGGUUUGCCCUCAAUCUGAUUAGAACCAGUAAUGUUUAAUCUCUUUCGGGAUCUGCUUACUGUAUUUGAGACCAAAAUCAAGAUCCUGCAGUGAAUAAAUACAUUGCAUUAGGCUGUGUGUAGAAAAUUGCAGAAAUGAUAAUCAUUUUACAAUGACACUGAGACACCGAGACAUUUUUUUUUUUCAAUUUUAACUUUUAUAUAAAUGAUGUUUAGUAAGAGUAAUUAUAAUAAGACAUGAAUUGUCCCUUUGUCCCCCUUCAGAAAACUGUCCUGUGUUCAAAUUUACUUCAGAAAGCUAUUGUUUUUGGCAGGAGAUUUCAUGCUGGAUGUUUUGUUCUUGUACAGUGGCUUCAGAACCAAGAAUGUGUCUAAAGAACUGAGAUGAAUGAUAAAUUCAGGAAUUAAUCAGUAUCUUGCAGAGCGUAGCUCAAAGCGGGCAGCCUGGUUUCCUUCGAGGCUGACGAUUAUAAGAGUGAACAAGAUUGAGGAGGGGAACAACACCAGAUCAGCUGUAUGAACUUAACAGCUAGUUGACACUGUACCAUGUGACUCUGAGGACAGUUGGUGCUUGUUUUGCAUCUGUCAGUAAAAAAGACUGGAAGGAACACUGUGAUUUAACUCAACACAGACCCAGCUAAUGUCAAAGCAGUACUGAGACUUUAGACAGUGCAUGCUUCAAAUGAUGUAAAAAAUGUGAAUAAACUAUAUGUUAUUUUAUAACAUUUAUCACUUAUAUUGUGGUUUAUGCCACAGCGGGGUUGGCUGAUCAAAGUGGACUGUUUUGAUGUGUCCACGACUCUGUCUAGCUGAACUUGUGUGGUAUUUAGCAUCACAGUCAAGGAGAUGGAGUGGUGUAGAAUGAUAAAGUGCUGGAUCUCUGGUUUGUAUUUCUUCAUUCCUUUAUCAUUUCACCCUGGAGCUGCUGCAAAAGGGAAUUUCCUGUCGCUGUUUCUCCCAUGUGUGAGACAGAGAGGCUCAAUAUCUUUGGACCCCCCCUCCCAACCUGGCAGGGCUGUGCAGCCACUUACACACACAAAGCAGCAUACUGACAGCAACUAGAAUAAUGACAACCAGAUACUCCGAAAUCAAAAGGAGAAAGGAGAAAACACAGGGCACAGAUCUGAUGCUGGGUAAGAAUGUUGUUCAAUUUGCCACCAGGGAAGAUCUAUGUAAGGGCAGAUAGAGACACAGAUAGGUAGAUAUAUUGAUAUGUAUAUUCACGUUGCCUAUAAGGUACAUCAAAAGGGAGGGACACGGCUGCAAACAUCUGCUUCUGGGCUCUGUGUCCAGCCUACCCUUAUGCUUUUUUGAUGUGGGACAAGGAUAAAGAGAGAAAGGCAGAGAAAAAAACAAGGAGCCAGCUACCCAGAACAUCAAAGCGAUCGCCUCAACGUGCAAGUCCUCAUUAGUUCUGCAAGCCUAACCAACCCGACUUGUGAUUGUGUUUGCCGGGGUUCACUUUGGCAAACACUUCAGAGGAAAGGUUUCUUUAAAUUAUAACUCCCACCCCCACCACAAGCCGUACGCACUGUAAGUCCCCUGCCAUAACCCCCACAAACUCCCAGCGCCCAGAAUCACCACGCGCUCCCCCACUCACCACUCCACCCCAUAAUCUGGUGUGCAGCUGCAAACAUCUGCUCCGGGCUCUCUCUCCUCUCUGAAACCACCGAACUGAUAAACACAUCUAUCACAGAGCCUCUGACAGACGGUGCGGCAUGUGAAACGACACUGGAAAAGACACUUUUGAUUACAUCAGAGCAAUGUUUAUGCAGGCACUGAUGAUUCUGAUUCAGUAAUGUGCCACUGUGAGAUCAUGCAUAGGCUACUAGUUUACAGUAGCCUACAAAUACAUAUGUAAAAAAA